Aspergillus alliaceus is the source of this 879-nucleotide messenger RNA. RefSeq names its product putative pyruvate dehydrogenase complex component Pdx1 (gene pdx1). NCBI's taxonomy places the organism in Eukaryota, Fungi, Ascomycota, Eurotiomycetes, Eurotiales, Aspergillaceae. Gene Ontology annotation, molecular function: acyltransferase activity. The record is from RefSeq and is a predicted model, not a curated record. Bases 1 to 879 code for a protein of 292 amino acids. The transcript has 2 exons.
AUGGCUUCCAGCUUCCCUGUGCGCCAAAUUCCGGCCUUGUUCGCCAGGCGGCAAGCACGCGUACUAGGUACCACCAGACGCCUGGCAUCUUCCUCUGCCACCCAGACCCAGAACCCCGCCUACCCGCUGUACCCAUCCGUUAUCCAGCUCCUCCACGAGAAGGGCAUCCCAGAAUCGGAAGUCUCGAAGAUCCCGGCAUCUGGCCCCAAGGGCCGUCUUCUCAAGGGCGAUGUCCUUGCCUACCUCGGCACCAUCCCAGCUGAUUAUCCCGCCUCCCAAGCAGCACGGUUUGAUAAGCUUGCCCACCUCGAUCUGAGCAACAUCAAGAUCGCUGCGCUCCCCAAGCCUAAGCCCACUGAGCCAGCACCAGUGGCCGAGGAGCCAGUCGUUAGACCCCCACCAACUACCUCGGUAGCCGUCUCGAUCUCCCUCGCUACUGUGCUAUCCGUCCAGAAGAAGAUCCAAGAGACCCUGGGUGUCAACGUGCCUCUUUCGACAUUCCUCGCCCGCGCUACAGAUCUGGCAAAUGAUGACCUUCCCCGUUCGUCGCGCGAGAAGCGGUCAGCAAACGAGCUGUUCGAGGAGGUUCUUGGUGCAAAGCCCAUUCAGACAUCCCGAGGCGAUUAUAUCCCUGAGUUAAACACAGUUGAAGCGCCCUCCGUCCAAACGGCCCAGCCCAUAAAGGAAGAUAUCAUUGAUAUUCUCAGCGGCAAGGUUUCUAAAGCUAUGACUCAGCCAUCAGUGGCGGAGACUUCGGCUGGUGGCGCCGCAAAUGUCUUCAGUGUGACUGUUCCUCUUGAAGAAGAGAAGAGGGCUAAGGUUUUCUUGGACCGUAUUAAGACUCUCUUGACCGUUGAGCCAGGCCGGCUGGUCCUAUAA